UUUGUUUAUCAUAACUUUUUUUUGUAAGGCAUAAUGGAAGUGGUGCACGACCAUGUUGAGGAGGAGGAGGUGGUGACUGUGGAGGAGAAGCUGUUGCCGCGGCGACGAGGGCCGGACUUUGCUGAUCCCAUAGAUGAUGGUUAUGACGAGAGCAGUGAUGACACAGUGAACAGUGGAUCCGAGGUGCUUCAAAAUGUCGUAUCAGAUGAGAAUAGUGUCUAUUUUGACGACAAAAAAGGAAUAUGGAAAUGUCACGAUUGCAUUUGGACAUACAAAAUUGGACAAUCUUGGGUUUAUCAUUUGCAUCAGAAACCAUUCAAUCAGGGAGGACUAAUAGAUUUCUUGAUCAUACAACUCCAACAUUCGGAAAUCGACAGCCACCAUGAGGAGAUCUCGAAAAUCGUGCACAGCGUCAUCAACCGCCAACACAUAGUGAAUUUCAACGCCGAAAUCGUAACCGUUCCGGCCAGAGAGAGCGUGAUAGUCGAAGAAAGCGACGACGAAGAAGUGAUCGAAUUGGAAUUCGAAAGGGCAGUGGACAAAGUCCACACACACACUCCAUAUUGUCCUAAUUGUAGUAACCAAAUUACUAAAGUAAUUCUACGAAGAAAGAAAAAGGCAAGCCCUCGUCCAGACAAGCCACUUGACCUAUUGGGAUGCUUGAGUUGCUUCAGCAUUUUCAUACCUUCAGGGGAUUGUUUGAAUCCUUUUAGGUUGUUUAAAUCCAAACCAAAAUUGGAGAGUCACAAUAUAGAAGAAGGGCAACCACCAAUUUCUGUAGGGGGUACAACUGCUGAUGCGGGAGAGUCCAAACAAAGCCUAAAAAGCCCAUCAAUUGCCGUUGGGAGUACACCUACUAAUGCAGCAGGAACAGGGUAUCGUUUGAAUCCAUUUUAUUACUUUGGAUACAAUUCCAAACCAAAAUUACAAAGCCCCAAAAUUGAAUUUGAGCAGCCAUCAAAUGAUAUCGAUGGUAGUACAACUACUAAUGCACCAGGGAUUUUAGGAGAAGCAAAACCAGAGCAUAAUCCACGUGAUGUGUCGAUUGAUAUUAAAGAUGGACCAGAACUGGUAGGAGGAAGACCUGCUCUACAACAACCAUUAAUUUUUGAAGCGGUUGGAGGUCCGCCUCCUUUACAAAAACCAUUAAUUUUUGAAGCAGUUGGAGGUCGGCCUCCUUUACAACAACCAUUAAUUUCAGAAGCGGUUGGAGGUCGGCCUCCUUUACAACAACCAUUAAUUCCAGAAAUGGUUGGAGGACGGCCUGCUUUACAACAACCAUUAAUUUAUGGCGAUCGGCGCUCUAGAUCGCUUGAGUUUUGGAAAUGCAUCGUGUAUGGAGGCCUACUCGAGUCAAUCGCAAGUCUAAGCAUAGUCUCUUCUACAGCUGCUUCAGACGCCACUACACUGAACGUCGUGGUCAUUGGAUUGGCAACCCUACUUAGCGGCCUCAUGGCAUUUGGUUGCAACCUUGUGGAGGCACUUUCUUUUUCACUCGACGUUUGCCAUUCUUUCCUACAUCAUUUUUGGGCUCGUGGCCCCGUUACCUACGGGUUCGCCUUCCAUGAUAGCGACGACAAGGACUACAAGAUGCUCGCAGUAGCUGCUGCUGGUUUUGGUUGCAUCUUCGUCCUCGCAAUUGCCAAAGCUUAUGUGAAAGGGGUAGACAGAUUUGGAGGCUAUGUUAAGACAAUAAUGUACUACGUUACUAUGGCAGUUAGUGCAUCUGGUGUCGCAUAUGCUGCAGGAGAUUUGAUUGGAAAGCUUUUGGAUGAUCUUGGUUGGUUUCAACCGGCUCAAGUUGUUGCUUCUCAAGUUUCUUCUUUGGCCGCGUACUGAUCAACAGGGUCGGACGCAGAAAAAAUUUAAGUGGGGCUUAUGUUUUUAAUUUUUUGAGUUUGAGAUUUCAAGAAGAGAAUUUGCUUACUUUUUCUUGUGAUGAUUGUCGAUUGAA
Messenger RNA from Salvia hispanica, 1954 nucleotides. The record is from RefSeq and is a predicted model, not a curated record. Lineage: Eukaryota; Viridiplantae; Streptophyta; Magnoliopsida; Lamiales; Lamiaceae.